Molecule: messenger RNA, 2620 nt
Organism: Penaeus monodon (black tiger shrimp)
Lineage: Eukaryota; Metazoa; Arthropoda; Malacostraca; Decapoda; Penaeidae
Cellular component (GO): guanyl-nucleotide exchange factor complex
Molecular function (GO): GTPase activator activity
Source: RefSeq, a predicted model, not a curated record
CCCCUGACAGCAAGUGCUGUAAAUGAAGACAUCAUCCUGCUUGCUGAAUUUUCUGAGAUCGAGGGCCCAAUGCCACUUCUGACAAUUCCACGGUGUCAGCCUUCACACUUGGACUUAAAUGACUUUGUAGUGAAAGUGAUGUCAACCGAUUACUUAAACACAAGUGGUGAGUUUCGUGUAUGUGCAGAUACCCAAAUGGUGCAACAGGAUAUAGAACCUGGCAUACAUGUAUAUGUACAUUAUUUCACUCUCUAUGAUGUAAGAGCGCGAGGAUUUGUUAGACCCAUGUGUCUGUCAUACAUAUCCUCUGACUCAAGGAAACUCCUCCAUUACUUCUCACAUCUAAGAUUGCUUUUUAGUAAGGCAACCAAAUAUUUGAAGUUGAGCAACCUCACUCGAUUCACAAAUGAAAUGCAGGAACUUAUUACAGAUCUUGAGUACACAAAGGACCGUUAUAUCCAAGUUCAAAGGCAGUUUUCAAUUGAUAUGGAAUCCAGCCCAUUACCUCAAGAGAUGGCAAAAACUCCAGAAGAGAUACUAAACAUUCCACAAUUAUCCACCAAAGAUGAUGACCAAACUAAAGUACAAAGAGCAGUAAGAGAAAUAUUUAGUACCGCAGCAGCUACAGGGAUUCCUCACUACAAUGGGCUUUUAGAAGAGGCCGUUCUCACAAGUUUGGGUUCUGUAGGUUCAGACAAGCAAGACGUAGAGGCAGCAGAACAAAAACAAUCCACUGCAAGUAUGAGAUCUCUGACCCCAGUAUCUUGCAACCUGUUAAAUUCAGAUGAUGAUGAAGAAGCACUGUUAAAACAUACAACACUGGAAGCUGUUGCUAUGCAGCUUAUGGAGUGCCAGCAUAUUAUGGAUAUUGUAAAACCUCAUAUGGACAAAAAGGAUAUUGAAGAAGACCUAGCUUGUCUUGCAGACCAGAUCCGAUCAAACCCCCAGUCACCUCUUUAUAAGGCCAUGUCCAAGUUGUCUAUGCUUGAUGUCGCCAAAGAGAAAACUAAACCAGCUAUAUGUGUUUUGUCACUGAUGAAAAGAAAUUUCCGUGAUAUGCGUUCUGUGCAGCUUUUGUGUGGUGUGGGGUACAUCACGUGUCUUAUAAAGCUGCAGUCAAUUCAUGAAAGGUUUAGUAAGCCUUUCUUAACUUUGAUAUUUGAAGACCUAGAUCGAGAAAUUCAUGAGAAUCCUUUUGGCUCCUUAUUUGUUGGCAAUAUUCCCAUCAUUAAUGUUGCCAAAUUGAAAGGUAAUAUUCCAACGGUGAAACCAAAGUCAUAUUCAGCGCUCUGCUGGGAUGAUCAUUUUGUUCAAUUUCUGGGUGUUGAGGCAUCACAUGUAGCAACACCAGAUUCUGAGUACUCAGAUGCCUUUGAUUUGCCCAAAGAUGGUCCUUAUGUGGCUGCAGCGGCAGACUGUCUUGAGGUAUUUCCAGUAAUGAGAGCAUCUGACAGUGGCACAGCCAGGCAAGCAGAGAGGAAGGAAGGCAUGACCAAGGCUUCAGAGAGUAAGAAAAACCUGGAGUCAAAGUCUGAGCUGCCUUUACUUGAUGAAAGACAAGCAGAUGAUAACACAGGGGCCAGUGAGCCCAAUCAACAGGAUUUAAAUCAAGUAGAUGGAGGUUGUGUUGGUGGAAGUUGGGCCUCUCUAAUUCCAGAUCUAGCAGGAUUUGAGGAGAUUGAAGAGGAAGAAGAAGUGCAAGAAGAUAUAGCUAUGGCACUAGGAGAGGAACUCAUAACAUAUGUUGGCAUUAGAGAACGAAUGAUUGCAAGUAAAGUUUGUCGUCUUUCUGGGCUAGUACAGCAGUUUUGUGGAGUGUCACACUGUCUCAUUCACUCACUGCUGUCGGGACGUCCUGUUGUCCUUGCUGCAGCUGACCAGUAUCGCUCUUUGGUAAUGCUGUAUGUACGGGCACUAUCUACUUUACUUCCACGCUCACCACGGCAAAAACUGCCCAUGUUAAGGUGGCACACUGGCACCAUAACAAGUUUUCAUAUUCAGCAUUACCGUGUGGUAGGGCUGUGUAUCCCAGAGAGACUUCAUGUUCAGGAUCUCAUGUCUAAUUCUACACUGAAUCAAGUCACAGUUCUGAAUAUUGAAACUGGCCACAUAUCAGGGGUAGCGUACAGUGGAACUCUGGUACGAGGAGUGGAACAGUAUGGCCGCAGACUGUUUCACUCCAACUCAGCACUUCAAGCAGCUUUACAAGCAAUUCUGGUUACUUUAGGCUUAAAGAUAUAUUUGUUAUACCAUCUUCUUGAGACUACUGAUCGUAGUGCCAAUGACAUACUGAAGGGAAUAGGAAUAGCCAAAGGGGACUGGGACAUUAUAAAAUAUUUGACUAGCUUAAUACAGGCACAGCUGAAAAAUGCAUAAAGUUAACCUGAUGGCAAAUUAGUACUUAAUUUAGUAUGAUAAAAUUAUAUAGCAGUGAAUGAAGAAUACUUCCAUUACCAUGUUAAAGUAUUUCAGGAAUUAAUGUGAUGACAAUUUUUUUACACAAAUAUAAUUGUAUAUACACUUAUGCGACAAAUUUGUGUAUGACAGAUUUUUCAUGCAGUUUUUUUGUGACCAUUAAUAAUCAUAGUUAGUGAAUUUAUUUAUAAAAAAAAAAAAAAAA